Nerophis ophidion (straightnose pipefish) is the source of this 2645-nucleotide messenger RNA. Its product is annotated as zinc finger protein 239-like. The record is from RefSeq and is a predicted model, not a curated record. The transcript has 2 exons. The coding region runs from base 597 to 1781 and encodes 394 amino acids. Gene Ontology annotation, cellular component: PcG protein complex; transcription regulator complex. Gene Ontology annotation, molecular function: DNA-binding transcription factor activity, RNA polymerase II-specific; RNA polymerase II cis-regulatory region sequence-specific DNA binding. Lineage: Eukaryota; Metazoa; Chordata; Actinopteri; Syngnathiformes; Syngnathidae. Gene Ontology annotation, biological process: regulation of transcription by RNA polymerase II.
AGAACACCUCAAAGACGUCACACAGGAGGAAGAACAAAACAAGAUGGCGUCUGACCGAGAAUACGUUGUUUUGGUUCUUAUGGUUUCUUGGUCUUAAUUACAACGUACAUGUGCACAUGUGUGUCGUUUAACAGAGUAAACGUCGUUAUUGUUUGUAUGCGGAUACAUUAGUCUGUGUGCACUUAUACGUGCUAGCCUAGCCUGCUGGUUAGCUUAGCUUGUUAGCUGCUAACAAACAGAGGCGGAAGUGAUCGACACAUCAAAGCAGAGAUCCAUUACGUCUGUGAAGAACAACUUCUGCCUGAAAAACAGGAGUGCAGCUUCAGGAUGGUGAAGGAGGAUCCAUCAAUAAAGAAGACCAGGUGCCACGGACCCUCUGGUGUCUCCUUUUCCUCUUUGACACAGACCCUUCCCUGUAAAAAGGAAAAGGAACAGUGAGAGGAGGAACACAGUAUCAGUCAGGAGGGAGAGCAUAUUGAAGGACUGGUGGAGUUCCCAGUGACUGGUGUCCCUGUGAAGAGUGAAGGUAAUGAGGUCAAAGGUGAAAGUGAGGAGAGGGGAGGGGGGAGCCUCCAAGCAGCAGCUCAACACAACACAUGACAACAGAAGCUGAUGGAGACCACUGUGGAGGAUCACAAGCAGACAAGCUCUUAGCUCCACUAUCAGAUAGUGAGGACACAACGUCACACUCUCCUGACACUGAUGAUGAAGACUCUAAAGAUGAUAAGACAUGUCACACUGACAACACUCACUUCACAUGUUCUCACUGUGACAAAACCUUCGAAUACCCUUGUCAUCUGAAAACACACAUGAGAAGACACACUGGAGAAAAACUUUUUGUCUGUUCAAUAUGUGGAAGAGGUUUUACACGAAGUCAGAGUUUGAAGUUACACAGGAUAAUACACACUGAAGAAAAACCUUUUAUCUGUUUAAUCUGUAGUAAAGGUUUUGUUCUAAGUAACCAUUUGAAAGAACACAUGAGAACACACACUGGUGAAAAACCUUUUAUCUGUUCAAUCUGUGGUAAAGGUUUUGUACAAAAUAACAAUUUGAAAGUACACAUUAGAACACACACUGGUGAAAAACCUUUUAUCUGUUCAAUCUGUGGUAAAGGUUUUGUACAAAGUAACAAUUUGAAAGUGCACAUGACAACACAUACUGGUGAAAAUAUAGUUUCCUGUUCAACCUGUGGUAAAGGUUUUACACAAAGUCAAUAUUUGAAAGUACACAUGAGAACACACACUGGUGAAAAACCGUUUUCCUGUUCAAUUUGUGGUAAAGGUUUUACACAUAGUCACCAUUUGAAAGUACACACGAGAACGCACAGUAGCGAAAAACCUUUUUCCUGUUCAAUCUGUCGUAAAGUUUUUAUACAAAGUAACAAUUUGAAAGUACACAUGACAACACACACUGGUGAAAAAACUGUUUCCUGUUCAACCUGUGGUAAAGAUUUUACACAUGGUCACCAUUUGAAAGUACACAGGAGAACGCACAGUGGCGAAAAACCUUUUUCCUGUUCAAUAUGUGGUAAAGGUUUUACAGAGAGUCAACAUUUGAAAGUACACACUAGAACACACACUGGUGAAAAAUCCCAUUCCUGUUCAAUCUGCAACAGAAGCUUUUGUGAACGACCAAACCUUGUAGUACACAUGAGAACACACCAAGGAGAGAAAGUUUUGAGUUGCAGUGUGUGUGGUGAAAGAUUCUCUUCUAAGUACCAGUGUAAGAAACACAAGUGUGCUGGUGAGAACAUCAGCACCAAAUUAAACUGCAUGAUUUGAAAUAAACUGUCAAGACUUUAAUUUUUCACUUUCUAACAACAUAAGCACAUAUAAUGUAUGACAUUUGUGUGCUUUUUUUAGUCAAGUGCACACAUUAAUAUGCAACACUGUGUACUUUUAUUUAAAAAAAUAACUGAACAAUUUGACUGAAAAGGUGAGAGUUAACAGUACAAUACAUUUUUUAAAUAAAAUAAACAUUGUAUGUGUGUAUAUAUUCAACAUACAAUUUUAGACUCAAUUAUAAAAGUGUUUUUUUUAUAGUUGUUUGAAAUAUUGAAGUAUUACUUUUUUUUUUCUUCUAAUUGUUAAUGAUCCCAUAGAUAAGCACCUUUAUAUGAUAUACAUAUUUACUGGUUAACAUCGGAAACAUCUUCUAAACCACUUCAGGAAGCAUAUUAUUAUUUACUUUAUACAUCAUUUGAACAGUUGUCUUUUAUACAAUUUUAAAAUGUGUGACUUUAUGAAUCAUUUGUUGGGUCUCUAUACCAUUGUAUCAAUUAUCUUUAUUACUCUUUUUUUGUAAUAUGAUGAUUGUGUUGUGAUUGUUUCAUUUGUAUGUCCCCAGACCUUUAUGCAUUAUAAAAGUGAGAGAAAAUGGCUGAAUUGUUUGUGGAAGGAUGGUUUUGUUUUUACAAACAUACAUUUAUGGAUUAAAAAAAAAACCUCCCCAUUGUUGUGUUUUAAACUUUUUUAAAGUUUUUUUUUUAUAUAUAUAUAAAUAAACAUCCCCCAAAAAAUGUCAAUAUCAAUCAAAGUUUGGAGUGUCAGGCAAAAGCCAAUAUUGUACAUCAUCCCACAGAGAUUUACUUUCGAUCAAUACUUUGCAUACAUUCACAAAAUAAACAGUUUAUUUUUUUCCCCCUA